CUUUGCCUAAAAAAAGAAAGCACACCCAUGCGUUCAGGUGUCAGGGUGUAGGCGGUUUUAGCGCUCUCGGUUCUUUUCUUCCGUUGUUGUUGUUGUUUUUAAGUCACCCUCGUUAUACUGUGUGGUUGUUUUUGUUUUUUUUGUGUGUGGUGUAUUUGUCCCGAGAUGACGGCACAGGUAGACUACCUGGCGGUGCUGUUCGCGGCCACAUCUGGCGUGAGCGGAGACCUGCUGGGGUCCGACGAGAAGGAGCUCGCGCAGCUAGCGUGGCAGCUGGUGGACGUCAAGAACAAAAAGCUGGGCAAGGUGAACGAGCUCCGGGUUAAGCCCGAGCUCGCAGACUUGACAGAGGAGAAGGAGGAGGAGGAGGAGGAGGAGGAGGGGGAGAGCGGAUCCUGCGCGGAUGUCACCUCCACGGCCACAGACCUCGAGAACGCGUUAAGCCAGUUUCAUCUGAGACUGACAAACGAGGUGAACAGCGCCGACGCAGGCACGUCCUUAUAUUUGUGCACGGACGGGCAGCUCCACAUCCGCCAGGUGAUUCACCCUGAAGCCGCCGGGAAGAACAUCCUGGUGCCGGAGUGCUUCUACAGCUUCUUUGACUUGCGGAAAGAGUUCAGGAAGCAUUUCCCCAGGUCUGACCUGAAAACUCUGGACGUGCGCCUCAUGGCAGACUCUCUCAGUAUACCCGUUGAUGCACCGGCCGUGUCGGAUUCGUCCGCCAUAUUGGGCCCAGAAGCAGCAGUGCAGCAGGUCCAGACUAUGACCAGCAUUGUCCUCGCGCUGCUCUCCGAGCCCCUAUGUCACACGUUUUCUCACCCAGAGAGAGUCAGUGAGAAGUUCGAGACCGGCACUUGCAGCAAGACGGAGAAAGUGGGUGACAACACCGUGAUCAGGGCCCGAGGGCUGCCGUGGCAGUCGUCCGACCAGGACAUCGCUCGCUUCUUCAGGGGACUCAACAUUGCCAAAGGCGGAGCUGCGUUGUGUCUUAAUGCUCAGGGGAGGAGGAACGGGGAGGCUCUGGUUCGCUUCGUCAGUGAAGAGCACAGAGACUUGGCUCUGCAAAGACACAAGCACCACAUGGGGAACAGAUACAUCGAGGUUUACAAAGCAACAGGGGAGGACUUCCUGAAGAUAGCGGGAGGUACCUCCAACGAGGUGGCGGUGUUCCUGUCGCGCGAGGACCAGGUCAUAGUGAGGAUGCGGGGUCUCCCCUUCACCGCCACGCACGAGCAGGUGCUGGUGUUCUUCGCCCAGGAGGACGGCCCCAAGGAGUCGUGCCCGGUCAGCGGCGGGAAAGACGGCAUCCUGUUCGUCCGCUACCCGGACGGACGUCCCACGGGCGACGCCUUCGUCCUGUUUUCCUGCGAGGAGCAUGCCCAGAGCGCUCUGAGGAAGCACAAAGACAUCCUGGGCAAACGAUACAUCGAGCUGUUCAAGAGCACCGCCGCUGAGGUCCAACAGGUUCUGAACAGGUACUCGUCGGCGCCUCUGAUCCCCGUCGCACCUGCCCCUUUGGUGUCGGUGCUGCCCACGGUGUCUCUCCUGCCCCCUCCUGGUGGUGUAAGGGACUGCUUACGGCUGAGGGGUCUCCCCUACACGGCCUCCAUAGAGGACAUCCUCACCUUCCUGGGAGAGUUCACGCACGACAUCCGACCCCACGGCGUGCACAUGGUGCUUAACCAACAGGGCCGCCCGUCGGGCGACUGUUUCAUCCAGAUGACCUCGGCGGAGCGGGCGUUCCUGGCCUCCCAGCGGCUCCACAAGCAGGUGAUGCCCGGCCAGCGCGGGGUCCACAGCCGCUACGUGGAGGUGUUCCCGUGCAGCGCCGAGGAGAUGGGCCUGGUUCUGAUGGGAGGCUCGCUGUCGCACACACACACACACACACAAAGCCGGAGCAGGAGUGGGACAGGGCUCAGCCCGCCGCCAUGUAAGUCCAGACGUCUGUCCCCGCCAACCUACUCCUUCACCCCUGUUCCCUCGGUCCUGCCCACGGAGGCCACGGCCCUCUACCCUCCUAUUGGUCAGGUGUUGCUGACUCCCCGGCCCCUGCCCCCCGCGCACCCCUACUACCCCGCCACGCCUCAGCUGUACAUGAACUAUGCAGCCUACUACCCCAGCCCACCUGGUUCUCCCACUGCUGUAGGUUUCUUCCCCUCCCCCCUCUCCUCCCCCGGGGGGUUGGUGCGCAUGCCCAGCCUGACCUACAGCAACGGAGUCAAAGACCUCAUUAGCACCGUACAGGGAUACCAGAGUCCCGUUGAGUCGGUUCCUCUCCUGAACAGCAGUCUGAUUGGUCAGUCCAGCGGAGGCGACGUUCCCCUGAUGCCCCUCCCCCCUCUCAUAACCAAGCCGGGAGGGCAGUACCUGGACCUGACCCUGCUGUAG
Molecule: messenger RNA, 2388 nt
Organism: Lampris incognitus (smalleye Pacific opah)
Lineage: Eukaryota; Metazoa; Chordata; Actinopteri; Lampriformes; Lampridae
Gene: esrp1
Product: epithelial splicing regulatory protein 1
Exons: 15
Coding region: 166-2388 (740 amino acids)
Cellular component (GO): ribonucleoprotein complex
Molecular function (GO): RNA binding
Source: RefSeq, a predicted model, not a curated record